Messenger RNA from Linum tenue, 2698 nucleotides. NCBI's taxonomy places the organism in Eukaryota, Viridiplantae, Streptophyta, Magnoliopsida, Malpighiales, Linaceae. The record is from the annotation of a GenBank genome assembly.
AAAGGAAAGUUUAUAAUUUAGGAAUAGAAAGGAAAAUCGAUUAUUGUUUCUUCAAACCUUUUAGGCAGCCAUAGGCUUUGAUGUCUUUGACAGUUUGACCCAUCUACCUCUUGUUCUUCUACUGCUCUGCGACUCUAUCUCUGCACAACAAUGGUCCACAAGGAAAGCAGAAGAAGCUUUCUCAGCCAAACCAGGAGGACCAUAGUCCAGUGAUCCAUCCAGAUUCCAGCCAAGCCAGCUUAUAAUUAAACACCAAUUUCUUUUCUUCCUAGCAGCAGCCACCCUAGCCUCUCUCUCUCUCUCGAUUGCUUUCUCUCCUUUCCACAGUGCUUUCCCUUUUUGUUCUUUUAUUUUUUUUUUUGCGCUCGCGACUCGCCCCUCACUGCAAAAGCAAGCAAAGCCCACCUUCAAGUUCCUGAUCUUUCAAGCUAGUUUAAUAAUGUUCAGCUGAAAUAUACCUUUGUGGGCAUCUGGGACUUACUCAGCUAUGUUCAAACAGGUUCAAUUGUGGGCAUUAGAAGAAGAAUCAGGCAGAAAAAUACCUUUGGGCUUCUGCAGAAAGAUAUGAUUUCUGGUACUAGAUGCUUUGCCGCGAAUUCAUCACCUCUGAUGUAAUUUUGAAAGAGUUAGAUAGUUCUCCAUGGCCUCCAGAACAGGUAGUAAAGGUUUCUCAAAAGAGGUUCAUAAGUUGCGGCUAGAUGAUCUCAAGCUCCCUUCUCCAGUCGAGAUGAACAUUCAUGGCCAGGUGCCAAGGCCAUUAGGAAACACGCCUAAGUUUCCAAACUCCAACAGAAAGGUGUUGACUGCUGACUCCUUAAUCAGCAAAUUGGAGUCCACUUCGAUAUCAUUGGCUAGUGUUGAAGAACAAGGGUCAGGAGGAGUAGAUUCCUCAUCCGUCAAUGAUACCAGAGGGUCCCAAGAGACAUCUGUUAAGAACAGUUCGGUUUCAGGAAAAGUCAGUGAUGGAGCUAGCAGUCUUGGGAAGACUAGUGGGAGCACGAAAAUUGAGUAUGUGGAAAGUGGGAAGAGCAGCAUGUGCAGAGGCAGCACGAGCAGUGACAUCAGCGAUGAGAGUACCUGUAGCAGCUUUAGCAGCAGCAUCAGUAAGCCUCAUAAGGCAAAUGAUUUAAGAUGGGAAGCCAUCCAGGCUGUUAGGAUGAGGGAUGGGGCUUUGGGUUUGAAUCACUUUAGAUUGCUGAAGAGGUUAGGCUGUGGCGAUAUUGGAAGUGUGUAUUUGUCUGAGUUGAGUGGGACCAAGUGUUAUUUUGCCAUGAAGGUGAUGGACAAGGGCUCCCUUGCAAGUCGUAAGAAGCUGCUUAGAGCUCAGACAGAGAGAGAGAUACUACAAUCUCUUGACCAUCCAUUCCUUCCUUCACUUUAUACCCACUUUGAGACGGAGAAGUUUUCUUGUUUGGUUAUGGAGUUCUGCCCUGGUGGUGACUUGCACACCCUCAGGCAGAGGCAGCCAGGGAAGCAUUUCACCGAGCAGGCAGUAAAGUUCUACGUGGCAGAGGUCUUAUUAGCAUUGGAGUAUCUCCACAUGCUGGGAAUCAUCUACCGUGAUCUCAAGCCCGAGAAUGUAUUGGUGAGAGAUGAUGGACACAUAAUGCUCUCCGACUUCGACCUCUCCCUCCGUUGCGCUGUAAGCCCAACUCUCGUCAAAGGCACGCCUCUCGAGGGAGCCGACCCACUACGAAAGAACCCAGUCUACUGUGUCCAGCCAGCGUGCAUUCAGCCGCCAUCCUGCAUCCAACCUUCUUGUGUGGGGCCUACGACAUGCUUCUCGCCUCGCCUCUUCUCCAGUAAGUCGAAAAAGGAGAGGAAACAGAAAAACGAUCUCGGAAACCAGGUCAGCCCCUUACCUGAAUUGAUUGCGGAGCCUACUGAGGCGAGGUCAAUGUCGUUCGUCGGAACCCACGAGUAUUUAGCUCCCGAGAUCAUCAAGGGGGAAGGCCAUGGAAGUGCUGUCGACUGGUGGACUUAUGGUAUCUUUCUCUACGAGCUCCUUUUUGGUAAGACGCCAUUCAAGGGGUCUGGAAACCGAGCUACAUUGUUCAAUGUAGUUGGUCAGCCUCUCCGGUUUCCUGAAGCCCCAGUAGUCAGCUUUGCAGCAAGGGACCUCAUAAGGGGACUGCUGGUGAAGGAGCCACAGCACAGGUUGGCGUAUAAGAGGGGUGCUACUGAGAUAAAGCAGCAUCCUUUCUUCGAAGGGGUGAACUGGGCAUUGAUACGAUGUGCCACACCACCUGAGAUACCCAGGCCGGUUGAGUUGGAACGGAUUCCUGGGCCGGCACCAUUGGCAGGAUCUACGAGCGAAAAGGCAGCGAUGGUAGCAGCAGCAGGAGCAGGUGGUGGUCAGAAGGGUGGUGGUGGUGAUAACUAUCUGGAGUUUGACUUCUUCUGAAAGGGUUCUAAGUACAUGUAUGGUUGAUGAUGAUGAUGUUGAUUGUAAGGAUGGAAAGAUUGUAUCUUUUUUUUAUGGGUAGGGGGAGAAUUUGUUGUUGUGAUGAACAUUUUUCAGCAAUUGAGAGACAGUAAUUGUUUUUUGUUUGUCUUGCUACCCCCUCACCUGUUCUCUCCUCUCUCUCAUCCUUCCUUAUGUUUUUGUUCCUGAAUGACAGUUGAUGAUAAGGAAAAAUGUUUGGCUGCUUUGAUGCUGUAGCUGGUAUCUGCAAUCCUGAACGAAUUCCAACUCCAA